Molecule: messenger RNA, 1239 nt
Organism: Heterotrigona itama
Lineage: Eukaryota; Metazoa; Arthropoda; Insecta; Hymenoptera; Apidae
Source: the annotation of a GenBank genome assembly
AUGUGGAAAGAAUCGACUGUUGGUGUUAGUGCAAAGGGUUGAAAAGGCAAAUCUUCCUGCAUGAAAAAACUAACCUAGGCAAAUCUGCGUUCUUGACGUUUCCAGGACCGAACGGUUGUCCGAGGCGUAGGGGUCGGCAGACGUACACGCGGUUCCAAACGCUCGAGCUGGAGAAAGAGUUCCACUUCAACCCAUACCUGACGCGACGGCGGCGAAUAGAGGUCGCGCACGCCCUUUGCCUCACCGAGCGGCAGAUCAAGAUCUGGUUCCAGAAUCGGCGGAUGAAGCGGAAGAAGGAGCUGAGGGCGGUGAAAGAGAUCAACGAGCAGGCCAGGCGAGAGCGCGAGGAGCAGGACAUCAUGCAGAAACAGCAGGCCGAGAAGCAAGCGAAGUUGCAGCAGGAGCAGCAGAACGCCGCGCUGCAGCAUCAGCAGCAGCAUCACGUGAGCGGCCUUGACAAGACGCAGAGCGAUCUUCUGAAGGCGGUUACCAAGAGAAACGAAGAGGAAACGGCAGCAGACGACGGUUCUACGAAGGCGAGCGAUUACGACUCGGAGCAACGACAACCGGUGCGCCGUGUUGUGCCAUUGUGUCUCUUUCCGAUGAGACUCGAUGUCGAUAAGAGGCAGACAGAGGAAACGAAGGAAAGAACGGAAGAACCGAGAGAAAGGCGCGCGACGAUGUUUGAAGUCGUCCGUCUCUUUUGUUUUCUACGAAAGAAGAGAGGAAACGAACUUGUACACAGGCCGUCUCACUUGAUUUUACUAUGUUAAUUUGCGUCAUUAUUAUUAUUCGCAGAGGUAAGAAGUGUAAUAGAUAAAAGAUGAAUAUUCUCGACGGAGUUGUUACUCUGAGCUGUUAAUUAAUUUUUUUGCUCGCGUUCGUCUCUGGGAUCUGCAAUCUCAUCGUCAAUUUAAAUGGAAUCAACUUCUAAUGUGUUGGUCGAUUUAUCUAGGCACCUCGUGUAAACGAGUAAUAAUCUACUUAUGUCGUUAGUUUUAAUUUUGUAAAACUCACUGUAUGAAAAACAUGGAAAUAUGCAGAGCAGUAUUCAAAUGCCUAUGUUAUCCUUGUCUUUCGUGCAAUACGUCAUGCAAACUUAAGAUUAAACUAAUAAUUUUAAUGGGAUAAUGCUUUUUUCUUUUUUUUUUCUUUUUUUUUUUUUUUUUAUAGGAAGAAUGUCAAGCUACAUCGACUAAAACAUUAAACAACGUACGAUUCCUAUUUAAAGAAAAAUAA